AUGAACAAUCAUCGAGGUGCCAAGGAUUGGGAUAUCAACGACAACAACUUCCCCAAACUUCAGACCAAGACCUAUGACGGGUUUGAGGAUUGGCCGGAUGGCCAUUGCCGGUUCGUGUACUCGUUGUGCUGUGAGGAUGCCAAGAAACACACCUCGGGAUGGGCCAUGAGGAACACCAACAAUCACAACGUGAACAUCUUAAAGAAGUCUUGCUUGGGCGUGUUAGUUUGCUCCAGACGAUGUGUGCCUCCCCAGGGAAAGAGCGUGGCCAUAAGGCCGGCGAUCUGCGAUAAGGCCCGAAAGAAGCAACAAGGAAAAGUAUGUCCCAACCUGGAAUGCGAUGGCAUAUUGGAAAUCCAAUCUUGUCGAGGUCAUUGUGGCUAUCCAGUGACCCAUUUCUGGCGUCAUGUUCCCAACUUGGGGAUCCUGUUCCAGGCUAAAGGAUUCCACGACCACCCAAGGCCGUCGUCCAAAUCAACCGGAAUCGCUCUGAAGAAGCGAAUGCAAACCAAAAAGCUAAAGCAACAAAAACACCAACAACAGCAGCAUCACUCCAGAUUUGAGCUCAUGGGCUCCUCCGUGAAAAUGGCCAGCCCCAACCACUUGGGACCGAACUCUCAGCCCAAUUUUGUCCCACACUUUCAAGAUGAUCCACAUCAGUUUUACACACCCGUGUGGAAACAAACGGAUACAAUGAAUAGCAACUCAGGUAGGGCAAUUUAAAAUGACAUUUUGGAAUAAGCGAA
This is a messenger RNA of Tigriopus californicus, 746 nucleotides long. RefSeq names its product transcription factor glial cells missing-like (gene gcm). Gene Ontology annotation, cellular component: nucleus. The record is from RefSeq and is a predicted model, not a curated record. NCBI's taxonomy places the organism in Eukaryota, Metazoa, Arthropoda, Copepoda, Harpacticoida, Harpacticidae. Gene Ontology annotation, biological process: regulation of transcription by RNA polymerase II; gliogenesis. The transcript is spliced from 4 exons. The coding region runs from base 1 to 723 and encodes 240 amino acids. Gene Ontology annotation, molecular function: DNA-binding transcription activator activity, RNA polymerase II-specific; RNA polymerase II cis-regulatory region sequence-specific DNA binding.